Messenger RNA from Acanthosepion pharaonis, 3213 nucleotides. Lineage: Eukaryota; Metazoa; Mollusca; Cephalopoda; Sepiida; Sepiidae. The record is from the annotation of a GenBank genome assembly.
AUGGAUAACUUUUCCAUCGAGGAAAAGAUGAAACGAGCUGAGGCUUUCAGGCACCUUCAACCAAUAUGUGUAAAUCUGGUGAAAUCACCAAGUAUUGAAGGUUUGGAAUCCCUUAAAGUGAUUUUAAGAGAUAUUGACAAAGGCAUCCUCAAGGAAAUUCAUGAAUAUAUCUUAUUUCCACUCCGGUUGAUCAUAAAACAGAAAACCAACCUGAAUGAAAAGAUAAUAACACAAGUAUGCCAAUGUACCACAACUAUCCUGUCUUGCACAACUAUCACUAAAUGGGAAACAUUUCAAGAUAUAUUUGUCACUUACACAAUAAUGCUGAGUUCACCUGAAAAUCCAAACAAUUUAUCUCCCAUACAUGAAGAAUUAAAACUGGCCAUAGUGGAAGUUCUAAACACAUUGGUAAAGAAUACUGAUUAUAGUCUGGCUCUCAACCAAUUAUACACAGCAAAGAAUAUUCCCAUUUUGGGUCACACAGUAUCUCUCCUGCUAUAUUUGAUCCAGGAUGAAAAGCUCAGAAAUUUACGUAUUUUAGCCAUGGAUUGCCUUGUUGCUUUGAGCCUCUCAGAAAAUACCAGCAUUCAAGUCAAGAUAACAUCUGGCAGUAUUUUUGCAUCCUUUCUACCUCGCAUUUCCACAGUUUUAUGUUCAGUGAUCACAGGGGAUUCAACUCAAGGACAUUUUGUUACAAAGAAAGCAAUUGAGACAUGGCAGAUAUUUUUAUUUCUCAUUAUGGAUGAUAAAUUAUUGAAGAAGAGCCAAAAAGCAGUGGUCAAAUUAAAGGCUGAUGCUGGCAAUGGAAAGCUUCAAGAUUUAAUUGUGACAAGAGACUCUGAAUGGAUCCAGAAUACUUCAGAUAAACUUGGUAUUUUGGUACAACAAGUUGGAACCAUCAAACAACAUUCCAGCUGGAGGGUUCGGCUUUCAUUGUUAGAUUGGGCUCAUAACUUACUUACUAAUUGCAGCAAUUCAAUGUCAAGCAGUAUACCAGUCCUGCUGGAAGUUUUAGUGAUCCUGUCCUGUGAUACCUACUCCAACAUUUCAUCUAAAAGUAAGAAGGCCCUGAAACAGUUCCAGGAGCAAAGUGAAAAACAAAAAUCACGUCCCCUAAUGGAAAUUCUAGAAGAGAAUUUGCUAUCAAUGGCUACAACUCUUCCUCGACAGAUCAGAACGUCAGAUGAUGACCAGAAACUGAGCUUGAUUAAAAUAAUUUCUGGCUAUCUAAAAAUAUUAGGUCCCAAUAUGAACAGUUUACUCUAUUCUUAUUCUCAUCUGAAGAGGUUCUCCUUGGCACUCAUCCAGACACUGGAAAUGGAUUGUUCUAGUGUCAAAAUUGUGGAAGAACAAACACAGAUUUUGGGCCAUGGAGCCAGUGCCAUAAACUCCCAGGGCAAAGUUAAUGUUCACCAACCUCGCAAAACUUUUCGGCAUUUCCAUAAUGAUAGUAUCUAUCAGGAAUUAGUGUCUUUAUUACAGCUUCUUGGACAUUAUGGGGACUUGAAUCUUCUAGUGGAUCACUUUUUAGGUUUAUUCCAUGAAACUUCAUUAAACAGACUGCAAGCCACUCUUAUCAUCAACCAAAUAAUGCUUGGUACAAUACAGAAUUAUGAUGAAUUAGAGCAACAAACUGUGAACAGCUGUGAUAGACAACAAGAAUUACAAUGUAUCAUAAGUUCAUUAAUUGAUGAAUAUUUAUCUCCUAAUAACUUUAACCUGAUUACAUCACAUGUUGCUAAGGAAACCAUUCCUGCAGAAGGACAGUUUUCUCUUGUCCUUUACAACAGAACACAGCCAACAUUCUAUGAUUACAAUGCCAAUAUUCUUCAAAUAUGUCUUUUCCUUGAAGGAUUUGCAGUCUUUGCUAAAAUUCUCCAGAAAGAUUUUAAUCCAUUUUUGAUCACAGUUUUGUAUCCAAUGUUAGAGAAGCUGGGAGAUUGUUCUGCUUACCUGAGCAAUACUGCUUAUCUGGCCCUCAACAGCAUCAGUGAUUCAUGUGGUUACAAGGACAUAGAGGACCUGAUUCAGCAAAAUAUUGAUUAUUUGAUCAAUUCCAUAACCCUACGCCUAAGACAUUUGCCACAAAAUCCUCAUGCUCCAAUUGUACUAAAAGUGAUUCUACAAUUUGGUCAUCAGCAGCUUCUUCCUCUCAUCCAAGAUACCAUCACAAAUAUUUUAGAGUGUCUUGAUGACUACCAGACAAUUCAUGUUGCUACAUUUAUGCAAGUUCUCCAUGAACUCUGCUGUGCUGUCAGACAAUGGUUCCCAAGUGAUAAGGAAACUGUACAAGAAAAUGAUCCUGCUAUGUCAUGUAUAGAUGAAGAACAGAAUUCUGAAGACACCAAAUGGUUGGUUGACUUUUUAGUUCAGUAUCAUAAAGACAAGAAGACUGCUGCUGGAGAGGUUGAUGAUGAUGAUGACCUAUCCAAAAAUGAAGGAGAAAUGGACUGGACACCAGCUUCCCCUACAGAAAAUGAAAUGGAAAAUAUUGAAGAUGAAGAGAAGACAUUACCACCUAACCAUGUUACAAUCAUUGUUGAUGUGAUGUCUCGAGUAAAACACUUACUUUCCUCAGAAGACGUGCAUCUAAAACUUAUUGUGUUAGACACAAUCACUGCAGCAGUAUAUUCACUACAAUCUCAUCAAGAUCAUCUUCUCCCAAUGGUUCAUCAGUUAUGGACUCCAUUAUCACAAAGAUUCUCAGAUACAGAAAUUAUUGUGAGGAUAAAAGCCUUCCAAACAUUACUGAAUAUCUCUGUUGUCUGUGGCUCAUUUAUUAGAAAGCGUACAAACCAAAGAAGUUCCAAACUUAGUCAUAACUGUGGAAUUGGCUACAGUUUUACUCACGCUUACAAAAUGCAGUGCACAAUUUUGGACUCUUUAGGAAACCUUUGCAUUAAUCUUGGCAUUCAAGGCAAAGAAGUGGAUGAUAUUGCCACUGCCUGUAUUCCCUAUUUGAGUGCCCAUGGACAUCCAGAACUAAAAAAGGCUGCUUUGAAAACAUUUGACAGUUUGAUUGCAAUUGAACCUGAUGCAAUGUGGCUGAAAUUAUCCUAUAUCUACAGCCCAAAUGUGUACAAAUUACCAGCACCCAUAUUUCAAAAGGUCCAGUUUGAUUCAAACAAUGGAAAAGAAUAUUCCAACAGUAUAGAAAUCCUUUUCAAGAAUCCACUAUUGCAGAGUAAAACCUCUCAACCCAAUGUCAAUUAA